This is a messenger RNA of Carassius gibelio (silver crucian carp), 4100 nucleotides long. RefSeq names its product kazrin. The transcript is spliced from 16 exons. Gene Ontology annotation, molecular function: protein binding. The record is from RefSeq and is a predicted model, not a curated record. Lineage: Eukaryota; Metazoa; Chordata; Actinopteri; Cypriniformes; Cyprinidae. The coding region runs from base 272 to 2836 and encodes 854 amino acids.
AGCCGAGGCAGAGGGAGGAGAGAAGAGGGCACACGCACCCGAUCAAAGCACAACAAACGCCAGUCCACCCUGAGCGAAGCGAAGGUUUCAGGACAGAUUACCCUGGACCAGGAGCUUCAGACCGCUGCUCUCAGGCUGGAGAAACCUGUCAGCGGGGCACAACCUCAACACAUGGUCACAGAGCUGCAGGAAAAGGCAAGACAUCAUUGCUCUGAUUCUCUCUCUCUCUUUCAAGCUCGCUCUCCGCACACACUCUCACUCAUUCUCCUUGAUGCACACACAGACACACUCCCUCAUUAUCUUGCGUGUGAUUGAGGCUAUUUCUUUCCGUCCUGUGCAGGAACCUCUGCUAUUCUUAUACUGCUGCAACAUUGCUCCAGCUUCUGUUCUCAAAGGGGACGGACAACAAACCGGUGCUUUUCUGCUUGCCGUGUUAUUCCGAAGCCUAGUGGGACAUCCCAACCAUGGAGAACACUCUCACUUGUACUCCAACCACCUUUUCCCAGGUCUUCGGCCGCCAAGGACAGCUGAUGCAAGCUACUGUGCAAUCUCUGAACAGCCUGAACGACCAGAUCGCUCACUUCAUUGUGACCAGACCCAAUGCCAUGAGCCACGAAGAGGACACCUUUCUGCCCACCGAGAGGGAUACUUUGAGCCAAUCCAUGGCCCUAAUGAGACACCUGCUCAUGGAUGCACAGAUCCUUCGGUCCACCACCGGCAGAAAGCAUUGGUCUCUGAUCUCACUUUCCAGACAGGCAUGUCAAGGUUGAUGGACUUCGGAACUCCAGAUUCUUCACUUGACAAAGUGUUGCUGAGGGAGGAGGUGGCUCAGUUGCAGGAAGAGGUGCACCUCCUCAGGCAGAUGAAGGACAUGUUGAGUAAAGACCUGGAGGACUCGCACGGCGGCUGCUCGGCCGACACGCUCUCCGCCGCCGAGCUCAAGGUGCAGCUGGGGGAGAAGGAGCAGGAGCUGGAACGUGCCAAGGAGGCCUUACAAGCUAUGAAGGGUGAUCGGAAGCGGUUGAAGGCAGAAAAGGCUGACCUGGUGAACCAGAUGCAGCAGCUGUACACCACACUGGAGAGCCGAGAAGAGCAGCUCCGAGACUUCAUCAGAAACUAUGACCAGCACAGAAAGGAGAGCGAGGACGCGGUAAAGUCUCUGGCUAAAGAGAAGGACAUGCUGGAGAGAGAGAAAUGGGACCUGCGCCGGCAGACCAAAGAGGCCACAGAACAAGCCAGCGUCCUGCGCUCCCAGAUAGACACGAAGGACAACAGAGUCAAAGAGCUGGAGGCAGAGCUCACCAUGGCAAAGCAGUCUCUGGCCACCCUCACUAAAGAUGUGCCAAAGCGUCAUUCUGUGGCGAUGCCAUCGGAGCCGGUGGUGAACGGCAGUCAGGAGUGGGUGAUGCAUGCAGACCUUCCCCUCACUGCGGCAAUCAGACAGAGUCAACAGACCUUGUACCAUUCGCACCCCGCGGACAGGCAAGCUGCUUUGAGGAUCAGCCCCUGUCACUCGCGCCAGCCCUCUGUCAUCUCCGAUGCCUCAGCUGCCGACGGUGACCGCUCUUCCACCCCGAGCGACAUCAACUCGCCCCGCCACAGGACUCACUCCCUCUGCAAUUCCAUGGAGGACCUCGAGGACCAGAAGCGUAAGAAGAAGAAGGAGAAGAUGAGUCUCGGCUCACUUUCUCGAGUGUUUGCCCGGGGAAAAUCUCAACGCAAGUCCUUGGAUCCGGGCCUGUUUGAUGACUCAGACAGCCUCUCCAGCCAGAACCAUCCCAGCCUAUCAGACGGCGAGGAGCAGCUGGAGCGGCUGCAGCAGGCGGAGCUUACACGCAGCAAGCCCAUGUCUCUGUGGAGGGCGGUCACUGUGCAGGCCUGGCUGGAGGUUGUCAUGGCAAUGCCAAUGUACAUGCGUGCUUGCUCAGAAAAUGUCAAGAGUGGGAAGGUGUUGCUGGGAUUGACAGAUGAGGACCUGGAGCUGGGUUUGGGCAUCAACAGCCCCAUGCACCGCAGGAAGCUCCGUCUAGCUAUUGAGGACUACCGAGAAGCAGAGAAUGGACGAGGGCUUUCCAAAGCUGCUGAUAUGGAUCAUCACUGGGUGUCUAAGACCUGGCUGAGUGAUGUCGGGCUUCCCCAGUACUCACAGGUCUUCCACAACCAGUUAGUGGACGGUAGAGUACUGAACUCCAUCACAAGGAGAGACCUGGAGACCGUCUUUAACAUCACCAACAAGUUCCAUGUUACCAGCAUCCUGUCAGCUAUUCAGCUUCUGCAAAUGCUCAACUUUGACAAAGAGGCUAUGCAGGCACGUCGUGCUCAGUGUGAAAAUCGAGAUCUGGAUCCGGUGGUCUGGACCAGCCACCGUGUCAUUAAAUGGAUCGGAGACAUUGAUCUUAAGGAAUAUGCUGAUAGCCUUCAAAACAGUGGCAUCCAUGGCGCAGUGAUGGUUCUGGAUCCGACCUUCAGCGCUGACAGCAUGGCCAAGGCUCUAGACAUCCCCAGCAAUAAACACAUGAUCCAUCGUCAUCUGUACGAGGAAAUGAAAGUGCUUCUCAACCCAGCAAGAACUAACCAGACUCAGGACUACAGGAAAGAGGGGACUCCUACACAUUCUCCUGUCUCAAACUGCCGCAAAACUGAGGAAGGAUUUUCUCCCAGGCAAAAAGUUGGCAAGAGCCCUUUGAGAUUCAAUCCGCUGGUCACUGUUGGGAGAGAUUUGACUUUUCAAGGCGGCUGUGGAUCACCACCAAGAGAAGAUCGCAUCAAGAUCCUGCAGAGGACUCAGGGCAGUCCCAUGCACGGUUACUCAAGCAUAGAGAUCACUAACGUCUGAGGGCAAUGGUUUGUGUUUGCUGCAGAAGAUCUAAGGAUGAAUCCCCCCUAACCUCUAAAUGGACCAAAUGAGCUCAAUUAUUUGUAAAAGAGAUUUGAGAAUUGACCAUUUGCACUUUCAAGAAUUUUGUAUUGCCAACAAAUCACAACUAUAAGCACUUAAUUAGAAAUUUUAUAGACGCUGCAUUAAAAAGCUAAUAUUUUGUUACUAACAUAACACAUAGAUGAACUUGACUCCAGUCAGAACUGUAGGUAUGCAGCUGAAAUCAAUACCACAUGUCCAGAUGCCCAUUCCCUCUAUUAAGGUCAUCACAACACUGUGCUUUUUUAAGGCUACAGGAAAUGCUGGAAUGAUGAAUAGUGCUGUGAAUAUAUUGUGAAAACAAUUUUUGAAUGCCUCAGUGAAGUCUAUUCUUUGUUUUAAUACAUCUGUUGACAUCUGCUAAGAUGUUUGUGUUUUCACAUUUGCCUCAUUUGCAUAUAAAAUUAAAAGCAGCCAUCACUUUAGUAAUGUAGUGUGGAUAAUAGAUUAGUCUCAUGAGAAUCACUCCAGUUGAACCGAAAUGAGUAAAAAAAAAAACUUUAGGGGAAUGAAAGAAAACAAAUCUUUGUGAUUUUUCACAUCUCUGGCUUACCAUGCAUGCAGUUCAGUUAUUUCAAUGGAAUAUAUAUGUAUAUAAAUGCAUUGUGACUGUCAUGCACAAUAAGGAAAUGAAAACGUGAUCUGGUUGGAAACCCUUUAAACCACUAUUUAAGGAGUCAGAUAAUCAUGUUCUGUCAUAAAAGGGUUCCCAGAAGAAUGUAUGGAAAGGUAAAAUGCAGUAUACAAUCUACAAACCAAUGCUGCACAUGCACAACAUAUUCUAAGUUCUACAGCUCAGCGUGCAACAGCAUUUGCCUUUUAUGCAAACAGCCCCUGUCACUGGGUCCACACAGCAGGUUAGAUAACACAAUUUGAUUAAUCUUUUCAGAUCUUGUUUAAGAUUGGUCAGGAAUGGCACUAUGAAUCACAGAUUUCCUGCUGGGUUUGACUCAAAUUGUCUAUUGAUAGACAGUGUGACGUCAGUUGCACAGUAUACCAGCACUAGGAGAUACACAGCUCAAGACAGUUUCAGUGCAUUUUGCAAUCACUUUGUCAUUUUUAUAUCACUGUAUUUUGUGGCAUUAGUGAAACUGUACUUUUGAGAAACAUUUGUAUAUAGAUUCAUACCACGUGUCAUUGACACAAUAAUCUGUAUAGAAAAAUAAAACUAUACAUACAUGUA